Messenger RNA from Leguminivora glycinivorella, 2259 nucleotides. RefSeq lists its product as uncharacterized. The transcript is spliced from 11 exons. NCBI's taxonomy places the organism in Eukaryota, Metazoa, Arthropoda, Insecta, Lepidoptera, Tortricidae. The record is from RefSeq and is a predicted model, not a curated record. The coding region runs from base 123 to 1589 and encodes 488 amino acids.
GUUGAAUAAAGAAUUAAUAAUUUUCUGUGAAUAAAUUAAUAAAAUAUAAUAUUUCAAAGAACUGUUACUACUAGGAAAUUUAACGGUUUAUGGAGUAGUCUUCAGUUAUUCGGCCAGCCAAAAUGCCUGGUCACGAAGCCCCUUGCGUGGAACUCGGCAGCGCCCCGCAGACACCGAGCAUCGGACCGUCGCCGUCGCCUUCAGAAAUUUCAAGUACAAGUACUCCCGAGCCACAGAAUGUGCGACCGACGCCUUUAUUUAGGGCGCUGGCUAUGCCUCCACCGGAGCCCGAGCAGCCACCGGGGCAGGAUGACUUGGAGCGCCGUCUGCCCGGCUACAGGCGUAUCGUGAUCCCGCGGGAUCUAACGCUCAUUGAGCUGUUGAAACAAUCGAGCGGCGCGCAGAGCGACGAGGAGGUUCUCCGCAUGCGUGAGGCCAAGUUGCGCGUGAUCGCGGAGCAGGUGGGGCUGCGGCGGCUGCCGGUGCUGGCGCCGCGGCUGCGCGAGCUCACGCUGGACGGGAGCGCCGUCGCGACGCUGCGCGACCUUGGCAUCGGACUUGCAAGGUUAAAGAUCCUGAGCGUCAACCGCUGCGGCCUGACGAGCCUCGACGGGGUGUGGGGCCUGGGCGCCUUGCACGAGCUCCACGCGGCCGGCAACCGGCUGCGCGACAUUCAGCUCCUGGCCGGCCUUCAGAAACUGCAUACCUUGAACUUGGCCAAUAACCCGAUAGCAGAGUCAUGUCGGCUCUGGACUUUGGGCGUGUGUGACUCCCUGCGCAAUUUGACGCUGCGAGGCACCCCGUUUGCGGACACGGAGGACUACCGCGUGAGGGUCGAGACUGCUCUUCCCAAACUGCAGAAUCUAGACGAUCGCCCUUUGCGUGAAGACGAAGACGAUGGUCUCGAAGAAGAGUUGAACCCCACGUUAAGCUCGGAGUCGGAGAGCGAGUGCGAAGACACCACGGCCACCUCCAUGACGCUUGACGUGUCGCUGGAGCCGCAGCCUGGACCAUCUAACUCACAACUUGAGGCUGCUGAACUAGGUAUAUAUGUUGGUACAGACGAGGAGUGGCGCAGCAGUGGCAGCAAACUCACUUCGCAGCACCCAGUGUGCGGCAACAUAGCCAGGGCCCUGCGGCGCCCGCAGUCGGCUCAGAAGAAGCUUUUGGAAGAAGAAGAAAAGCUGUUAGUGAGCGAAAGCCUUGAAAACGCGAUGCGCGCUGUUGCGAAGGAGAUACCCCGCGCUCCUUGCGUGGAGGAUUGGGCUCAGUUCAGGAAACUUACAGGCAUCAACAUCAACAUCGACUUUGAAACCCGGCCACAAGGGGACGCUAGCACCGCACUAGAUCGUCUCGAGAAAAUUGAAAGGGAGACGUUGGAACGACUGGAAGAAGAGGCAUUGAACAGUACAAAUAUACCAACAUCGUCAGGGAGGCUGGUCAUGGACAUGCGACCUCCAACUCCUCCAAGCGACUGUGAUGUGUGGAGCGGCUCGGGUGACUCGAUCCGGGAGCCGCGAGGCCCCAGGCCAGAUCCGAGGCUCGAAGUCGACGUGCUGUUCAAAAAUAUUGUAGAUUUGGGGUAUUGAAUCGCAACACGGAUAAAAUUAAACAUUGUCUAGAGAAAUAAUUGAGUUUCGAACAACUUUCGUUUUUGCACGGUUUGAAUAGCGAAUGACGCGUAUGAUCAUGAUCUAAGGUUUUGUUGCGUGACAUGCCUAACGUUAUAACAGUAAAGUGAAUAUAUUAGUGAAUUGUAAUAACGAAUUCUAAAGGUCAAUUUUCUUGACGCUUUCGUAGCUAAGACGUAACAUUCUUGUUAGAUACUUGAGACAAGUAUGUUUGAUCGGAGGUUCGAAUUAGAUGAACAAAAACACUUUGUGAAGAAAAUGGGCCAACCUCAUUUAUGGCUAAAUAGCAGUCAGUUUAAAAUACUUAACAACUUUUAGGGCAAGUAGAUGGUUUAUUAAGGGCCGUCUUUUUACUAUUAGUAUCUAGUAGAAAUAGUCAGGUCGUAUGUGGAAACAGAGUCAAACCAAGCUAAGUUGACAGCUAUUAUAUUAUAUGACUGUGCAAGUGUUAUUUUAAACUUGAAAUGUCUAUGAAAAUUGCUGCAAACUUAGCAUUAUUUGACUAUAGUCUGAAUAGAAAGUGUUCUAAUGAGAUCUUUAGAAUCCUAAUGACCGCAGAUUAAACUUAGGUUUUUGUUUUUGAUGUCUUAUUUUUUGAUCAUUGUUGUUGUGAAUGUUUGAGAUGAAU